UCUAUAAAUGCAGCAGGGAGCGCACAUCUGGCUGCAGUGAGGCGUGGUUGCUCAGAUCUGACAGGUGGCCAAGGAUCAGGACCUGCUUUUCUCCUACACACAAACACAACAGCAGCAAGAUGCCAAAGUGCCCCAAGUGCCAGAAGGAGGUUUACUUCGCUGAGAGGGUGACGUCACUGGGGAAGGACUGGCACAGGCCAUGUCUGAAGUGUGAGAAGUGCAACAAGACGCUGUCUGCUGGCUCACAUGCGGAGCAUGAAGGCAAGCCGUACUGUAACAAACCCUGCUAUGCUGCAAUGUUUGGACCUAAAGGGUUUGGACGUGGUGGUGCCGAGAGCCACACCUACAAAUAGACAGGGCGAAGCAUCGCGGCGUGAACGCUUUGUGGGAACAAGAUUGAAGAAACCAAACCUCUCAGACAAUGGAACACCUCUAAACAAAUCGCUCGCUUCCAUGCGGGGAACCAAUUUGAAUGCAUUUGCUUUUGUUUGACCUGUUUUAGGCCAUUUUGGGUUUUGUUUUUAUUUUGUAAUUUUAUGUUAAGUCAUGGUGACAUUGUCCUUUGGCUUCCACUUUUCCAAUGAAACAUUAUGAAAUUUGUGUCUUUGAUUUUUUUUUAUUUUGUGGGAUUUUUUUGUUGUUUGUUUUGUAAAGAAAAGUUCUGACAGUUUUUCCACUUAAGCAAAGUUUCGCAUCAAAUGACAAUUAUAGUAGAGCACUGUCAUAAAAUAUAUAUGACUUUUUUAAUGUUGAAGCCUAGUUUAUUAAAAAUAAAACUCUGGACAUGGCACCGCCAGAGGCUGUUCUUUCAUUAAUGGUAAUUAAACGAGAUUUUCCUUUUAUGAGUUCCAUCGGCAUCUUUAAUAAGGACAGAAUAAUUACAGUUUACACUCGACCCAAUUAUACAUUCCACUUUUCGAGCUUGUUUGGUUUCCAGAUGGCGAACGUCCAGAAAAUGUUUGACAAUCCUCUCAUUCAAUUGUUUAUUGUGAUUGAUGCUCAUUUUCUUUAUCAGUCGCUGUUUGAAGUUAGAGAAAGAGCAGAUUUAGGAGGCCAUUUGAAAUAAAAUAAUCUUUUCUUUGA
This is a messenger RNA of Cyprinodon tularosa, 1083 nucleotides long. It is a transcript of the gene crip1, whose product is annotated as cysteine-rich protein 1. The record is from RefSeq and is a predicted model, not a curated record. The transcript has 5 exons. Bases 120 to 353 code for a protein of 77 amino acids. NCBI's taxonomy places the organism in Eukaryota, Metazoa, Chordata, Actinopteri, Cyprinodontiformes, Cyprinodontidae. Gene Ontology annotation, molecular function: zinc ion binding. Gene Ontology annotation, biological process: intrinsic apoptotic signaling pathway in response to DNA damage; regulation of gene expression.